Molecule: messenger RNA, 3281 nt
Organism: Etheostoma cragini (Arkansas darter)
Lineage: Eukaryota; Metazoa; Chordata; Actinopteri; Perciformes; Percidae
Gene: hs2st1a
Product: heparan sulfate 2-O-sulfotransferase 1a
Exons: 7
Coding region: 506-1588 (360 amino acids)
Cellular component (GO): membrane
Molecular function (GO): heparan sulfate 2-sulfotransferase activity
Source: RefSeq, a predicted model, not a curated record
AACAGGCACUUUGUUGACGAAUAGAAAGCCUCAGCCUUGUGGUGGACUGUUGAUACAUCCAAUAGCCUAAAGUGGCAGUAAUACAGUCUGUCCGUGGUGCGGUGGUGAACACUCACUGGAUGGGUCAAGAGGACAACGCUACAUGGGGGACGCAGGCGACAGCGGCUGGUAACGAUACCACCGCUCCUACACACCGGAGAGGCCAAUUCGCAUGGUGGAGAAAUCUGUAGGGCUUUACGACGCUCCGCUAUUGGGAAUUGACUUGAUAAAAUAACCAAGCAGAGCAUGAACACAUCGCUUUUGAGGUAACAAGAGGAUUUGAACACUGGGAGAUAACCACACACACAGAGGGAGAAAGGGCCAUGCUCAGAUACUCCGCCGCUUUGUAAUCAACGUCGUGUGUGUGUGUGUGUGUGUGUGUGUGUGUGUGUGUGUGUGUGUUUCCGUGUUUCCAGUGGCUCCUUCUCUGAGCAUGGACUGACCCAAUCCCUCUCUGGAUGAUUUGAUGGGGCUGCUCAGAGUCAUGAUGCCGCCCAAGUUGCAGCUUCUGGCGCUGCUGGCGUUCGCAGUGGCCAUGUUCUUCCUGGAGAACCAGAUCCAGAAGCUGGAGGAGUCCCGGGGGAAGCUCGAACGAGCCAUCGCCAGACACGAGGUGCGAGAGAUCGAGCAGCGGCACACGCAGGACGGCCUGCGGGAACGGGACUCGUCGGCCUCGUCGCUGUCCGAGGGCCAAGAUGACAUCGUCAUCAUCUACAACCGCGUGCCCAAAACGGCCAGCACUUCCUUCACCAACAUCGCCUACGACCUGUGCGGGAAGAACCACUACCACGUCCUUCACAUCAACACCACCAAGAACAACCCGGUCAUGUCCAUACAGGACCAGGUGCGGUUUGUAAAGAAUGUGACUGAGUGGAGGGAAAUGAAGCCGGCUUUCUACCACGGACACGUCUCCUUCCUGGACUUCACCAAGUUUGGGGUGAAAAGGAAGCCCAUCUACAUAAACGUGAUCCGAGACCCCAUUGAAAGGUUGGUGUCCUACUAUUACUUUCUGCGUUUCGGGGAUGACUACCGGCCCGGCUUAAGACGCAGGAAACAAGGAGACAAGAAGACAUUUGAUGAAUGUGUAUCAGCCGGCGGCUCAGACUGUGCCCCUGAGAAGCUCUGGCUCCAGAUUCCCUUUUUCUGUGGUCACUACUCUGAAUGCUGGAACGUGGGCAGCCAGUGGGCUCUGGAGCAGGCCAAAUACAACCUGGUGAAUGAAUACAUGCUGGUGGGAGUAACCGAAGAGCUGGAGGACUUUGUAAUGAUGCUGGAGGCGGCGCUGCCACGCUUCUUCAAAGGAGCCACUGAGCUGUACAAAACAGGGAAGAAAUCCCACCUGAGGAAGACCAGCGAGAAGAAGCCGCCCACAAAGGAGUCCAUCGCCAAGCUGCAGCAGUCGGCCAUCUGGAAGAUGGAGAACGAGUUCUACGAAUUUGCACUGGAGCAGUUCCAGUUUGUCCGGGCACAUGCUGUCAGAGAAAAGGACGGGGAGCUCUACUUGCUGGCACAAAACUUCUUUUACGAAAAAAUCUACCCCAAAAACUAAAGAGGCAACAUGUCCAUAGAAGAAGGGUUGGAGAGGACACUUCAGUUGGUACGGGCUCGAUGUUGCAGUCUGAGAUGAAGAAGAGAGAGUGAGAGUGGGACUAAUAGACUACAGGUGUCCGUGUGGCUGCUUUGUGCGUGUGGUUGAAGACGUAACGUAGAGCUGCAGAUCAAAUCCGCUUCUACUGAGGGCUCUGUUAAUACGCGUCUCCGCCAGCCAACUGGACGAGGAGUUUGUGUUUCAUCAGCAGGUUGUGUUCCCAACCCCCUCCCCCCACACCAGGCCUCGAAUCCCCUUUAUUUCCAUGUCAAAGGUCUUCUGCAGAGGACCUCUGCCAACACGUGUCCUGAGACAGCUUGUCCAGCAACUGGUCACCAGUCCUAAACUGCUGAUAGGUUUCACUGUUCUCCGAUCCAGGCAAAACAUUUUCAUCGGCUCUGUGCUGUUUAGUUGUAUUUGGUUGUAUUUUAACUCUUUACUAUGGUUGUCUUUUGUAUGUAAAGACAGUGACAUUUUUCAUGGUGACAUGAAACGCCCAUGCCUCACCACUCCUACUAACUUAAGGAUAUUUUAAGUGUAAGAAACUGACUACUGUGCUGUAUUAUGGGACUUGAAUGAGAACUUUUGAGGUUUUUACAAAAUAAAAAUCCUGUGACCAUGGACUGCUUACUGGGACGAGUGCAUAUGUUUUAUACUCUACUUGAUGUGUUGGAUGUAAACAUGCAGCUUUGCCUGGAGGCUUUUCCUCCCCAAUGAACAUGAGAAUACGGAAGUGUGUAAGAACACUAAGGUAAAGAUGCUGCUGCUGUAAAUAUUUACUACUUUUUCAGUGCAAUUCAUUCACAGACACAUUUUCUACAUUCUAAAAUUAACCCAUUUAUACUGUUAAUGCCCUUUUAAAGUUGCAGUAUGUGCAUGUUAUCAGUUUGUACAUUUAUUUCAACCUUUUAAUUUAACCUUUUAGUCUAUUUUUGUUGUUUUCAUUUUCUUUUUAUCAUAGACCCAGUUGGGUGUUCACUAUACUAUUAUGCUAGUCCGGAAUGUGCUGACAUUUAGGGAAAUGCUCUCAUUCUCCUUUCUUGCCCAGAGUUAAGUCAGGAGAUUGAUAUCCCCCUAAUAUUAGUCCAUUAGAGAUAAGGCAACAGCCAGCAGCAGGUUACCUUGACUUCUUGUCAUCUAGUCUUGCAUUGCCAGACCUGAUCUCCACAGUGUUAUGCAAGAGAAUAUGCCUAUUUCUCCAAAAUAUCAGAUGAUAUUUUUGCAGUUCUCCACAUAAAAGAUGGUGGAGAAAUUGGUAAUAACUUUGCGUGUGUAGUUGUCAUCUAUUGUUUUCUUGACCGUUGGGUUUAUUGUAGUUUUAAUGGCCUUUCGUUGGCUGAUUGAAAUCCUUGUCUACUCUUCAUUAAUUGCUUACUAACCAGUUUAAAGUGACAUAAUGUUGCCCCUUCAACAAUUCACCUGGAAGAGCUGCACAGACUUUUUGGUAUACUGCAACAUUGCAAUUCCUGAGGUAUUUAAGCAUACAGAUGAAUAGGUACUCCGUUUUAACUGAGGACAUACUGCAGUUCGCCACUCAGUUUUUUGUGUGCCUUCUCUACACCCAGCUCCCCCUGUCUGUCAGAUGCAACAUAAAACAACAUGGCUGUUUUCAUCUUGUGUUUGCCAAAUGAAAUACACAGAAGAUUUAUUUUAA